Molecule: messenger RNA, 1410 nt
Organism: Chenopodium quinoa (quinoa)
Lineage: Eukaryota; Viridiplantae; Streptophyta; Magnoliopsida; Caryophyllales; Amaranthaceae
Exons: 8
Coding region: 282-1178 (298 amino acids)
Source: RefSeq, a predicted model, not a curated record
UAAUUUUAUUUAAUAGCACCUUUAAUUCAAAAAAAAAAGAAGGGUCUUCAUUUGCAAUUCAUGUAUGCAUACACAAGCAAUUGUUGUUAAAAAAAAAAAAAUCAAACAAUUGAAUUCACAAAGUGUCUAGCCCGCUAACCUGGUCGGGUUGUUCCAUACAAGGUUCGCCUAGUGAGCUGAGAAAGACGACAUUCUUAAAACGGGCCGAACCCCUCCUCCCUCAACUGGAACCAAGCAUUACUUUGUUGUGAUAAUGGAAGAUUUUCAUCAAAUUUUUAAAAAUGAACAAAUUAUUGAAACUCCACCAUUAUCACUCUCCUCUCUACUCACCUCCUCCCUUCCUUCUUCACUCUCAAUUCCCCUCUUUCAAUCCCAAACCCAUCAAAUUCUUCCGCCAUUACAAUGCUUUUCCAGCUUCAUUUUCUCUCUCUUCUUCCUCCUUCAAACCCAGAGCAGCUUUCAAGGUUGAAGACAUUGUUCCUUCUUUCUGGGGCAAUGAACAAGAAAGGUUAAAUGAUGAAGAUGAUUCUGGGUGUCUUGAAGAUUUGGCCUCUGAUAGUCCAGUUUAUCAGAAAACGCUGAGAUUAGUGGAGUGUGCCAUGUUUGCUGCUGUUGCUGGAUUGACUUAUCUUCUCAGUAAUUCUCUUGCUAUUGAGAAUUAUUUUGGAUGCUUUUUCGCAUUGCCAAUAGUAAUCACUUCCAUGCGUUGGGGUAUUGCUGCUGGGCGUAAAACAAUGGUUGCAACAGCAGUGCUAUUACUUGUGCUGUCAGGGCCUGUGAAAGCAUUAACCUAUGUGUUAAUGCAUGGAUUACUUGGAUUCACCAUGGGCUCUUUGUGGAGGCUACAAGUCAAAUGGAGGCUUUCGAUCUUCUUGUGCACACUGGUGCGAGCAAUAGGAGCCUUGGGUUAUGUUGUAACAACCUCGUUCUUGAUAAGGGAAAACAUACUUGCUUUGAUCACAGUAAAUGUACAUGCUACCCUCACCUUGAUACUCAACUCAUUAGGAUUUAAUACAGUUCCAUCAAUGAAUACUAUAUAUGCUAUAUUUGGUACUCUGCUCUUGCUAAAUUGUUGCUUCUUCGUGUUUCUUCUACACAUCCUAUAUGCCUUGUUCUUGAGUAGGCUUGGGAUGAAGGCAUCAUUGGCGUUGCCGAGAUGGCUGAUGAAUGCACUUUAGUAUCUAUUUACAGCUGCUGUGAGGCUGCUAUGUCAUAACUUGUAAGUUGUAGUGUAUACUAAACCUGAAAUGGUAGUUCAAUCACUCUACAAAUCAUGGAUACAAUCUACAACCAAUUUUUCUUGUAUAGUUCCUAUGAAUUUGUAUGUAUCAUGAAAAACAAGUUUUAUUAUGGAGCAGGGUCACACAGAUUAAACACACCUUGUGAUAUUAUUUUCAACACAUUUUGUUA